AUGCAUAUUUUGUCAAAGAGAAUUCCUAAGUUUUUAUCAAUUCUCACAUGUAUAGUGUUAUUUGGUUGCUCAAUUUGUCUAAUUUACAUAUUCUCUUUAGAAAAUGACCAAGGAAAUCAGCUUAUUUUGAGCAAAGAAGAAGAAAACCUAAAUGUUUUUUCAUCAGCUAAAGAUCAAGACAUUAUAAUAGAGAAUCUUAAAACUUCACUUAUACUACUUAAUAGCAAUAAUGAGACAUCAAAAACACCAAUUACUUCAUGGCCUUUAACCCAAUACCCAGAACUUCCUGAUGAUGGCAAUGUUUCAUGCAUCCCAAAAUCUUUUGGGUACACCCAAGAACAAGCUGACAAAUUAUUUGACCCAAAUCGAAGGUUUUAUAACUGUGCUGAUCGAUCUGUGUCUACUGAAAUAAUCAGCAUUGCCAAUGAUACUUUAUAUACAUUAAAAUGGCAUGGAGAGUCAACCCGCCCUCUUAAUAUCUGCUCAGCAGCACCAGUCACAUUCCUACUAGCCAAUAAGGACCAAUCCCAUGCACUAUAUCGGUGUUGUGUCCUUGUAAGACAAAUUGACGGAAAAUUUAUUUUCCGAUUUUUUUCAGAGAAGACCAGGAUUGGUAAGCAAGAAAGCUUUAGAGUAUUAUGGAGGCGAUAGCGCCUGAAAUAUGACUACUGGGACUUCUUUUAAGUUUAAAUUAAGUUUAAGUCAAUGAUACUUUAUAUGUAAAAUGCCUUGAGUUCCAAACGCCAGAAUAUGUUUUAGGAGGAAUGCUAAACGAUGAGCAAUUAGGGGAAAUACCAUUUAGAAGUCGAUGGAGGCCUUAUGAUGGACCAGUUGAUUUUAAAGAUAGAGAGUUUGCUUUUGCAAGAUGCUAUAGGGCAAAGAAACAAGCCAUACUUGCUCCUCCUUAUGAGCGAGAAAAAAUUUUGAAUAAGUCCUAAUUUUGGGGAAAUUAGAACCUUUGAGAGCAUUCAAUAAAUAUUUUAUAUAAUCAAUUAUUAUGUAUUAGUUGAUUUCUAAUAGAUGUAUUAAAUUCUAAGGUAUAAAUUUUAUAGUUUUUUAUUUGAAAUAUUAAAAUAUUAGAAAAUUGAGUUAGGAAUAAUUUUAAUAAAACAGCUUCAGAUCGAGCUUUUGAAAAAACUAAAAAAAUAGCUGAAGAGCUCGGUAUGAAAACUAAGCCUAGGCCACAAACUGUCCUUAUGAUUUUAUUUGAUUCAGUAUCUCGGCAGCAUUUCUAUAGAAAUUUAAGAAAAACAAUAGAAUCACUCAACACUGAAAUAAUUGACAGCUCUUUGUCUAAUAGAAUUGUUAUGUACGAUUUUAUUAUAAAUAAUGUCCAAGGAGAAAACACAAUUCCUAAUUUAGUCCCUUUACUCUAUGGCUACAAUUUAAAACUACUCCAAAAAAAAUUAUCAAAAUACUCAAUAGCCCAUAAAUCUCACUGACAAUAUUUUGAAGCCCUGCAAGAAGAAGCUAUAUGAAAGCAUUAUGAGAGACAUGGAUAUGUAACAAUGUUUGGAUAUGAUACAGUAUGAGACUAUUUAUCAACCUGUACAGGCAGAAAAAUAUUAACUGAUCAUGUUGCUACUAAUUUUUGGCAUGCUGCAAGAAAAAUGUAUGGAUACUUAGACUUCAUUGAGAGACAAAGAUGUUUUGGGGCUCAUCAUUCUCAUUGGUAUAUGCUUAAUUAUGCUAAUCAAUAUGUUAUAAAUUAUCUUGGAAAUAAUAGAUUCGGAUAUGUCCAUUUGUCACCAGCUCAUGAAAGUACAGGCACUGUUAUACGUACAGUUGAUGAUGAUCUAAAAGAUUUCUUUAUAGAUCUUUUAUAUUUCUUAUAUGAACACCCUGAAGAAGAUUUUGUCAUACAUUUAAUGUCAGACCAUGGAAAACACUCAAAGGAGUGGGACAAACAUACUGAAGGAUACAAAGAAAACCAGUUGCCUAUGCAUAUUAUGAUUACUAAUAAAGAAUUAAUUGCAAGACUAGGGUCAGACACAGACUCUAUCUUAAAACAUAAUACAAAAAGACUCGUAAGCAGAUUUGACUGAUAUAUUACUUUUAAACAUAUUGCACUAAAUCCUUAUGGAAAUUUGUUAAUAUCAUCUGAACUUUAUAAAGAAUGAAAGACACUACCUGAUACACAAAAUGGGGUUUCUUUAUUAUUAGAAAAAAUAAAUGAUGGGUGCAGAACAAAUGACUUUGCCUUUUUAAUAGUGUUAGACAUUUGACUGAAAAAACCCGUUAAUUUUUCGGGCCAAAUGUCCGCACUAUCAAAAAUUUUCGAACAAAUGGAUUUCGAUCAAAUGUACACUGUAAAAAAUUCACGGUCAUUUUGACAUGGAGCCUAAAUGAUGAUAGGAGCUGUGAUAAUGUCGCAAUUCCAAACUUUUUGUGCUCGUGCUUUACAUUUACUGAAAUCCCAUUAGAAAUCGCAAAAGAUACCCCUGGUAUUAAUAAUUUAAUUGCAUUAGCUUUGGAGUCAAUGAAUGAGAAUAUCAAGAAUAAUAAGCAUGAAGACUUUUGUAGAAAAGUGUCUUUUAAAGAGCUAGUGACUGCAGAAAUUCAGCAACUAAAGGCUCGGGAAAAAGGAGGAAACAAAAUUUAUAGAAUUCGAAUUUCUAUAAAUGAGGAUGAAGACGCUAUUUUUGAAAUUUUUGGAUAUGCUGUGAAAGCAAAUGCUAUUAUCAACUAUUUUAGGCCAAAUGAUGAUGGGCUUAAUCCUAUUACUUAUUAUAAUGAAACAGAAAAAAAACUAAUGGCAAUUCAGCUGCAAGGUAUUGAAAGGGUUGAUAAUGUUAAAGCCAUUUGUGAAGAAAUCGCAAAUCAAAUUAAUGAAAACUCAGAUACAUGCAUAUGUAAACUGCCUCAAGAACUUAAUAUUUCAUCAAUUUCUAAAAAAUGGGAAGAAGUGAUUGGGAAUUUACUUACUCCCCCCCUCCGUGAGUGAACAAAAAAAUUUUGUUCACUCACGGAGGGGGGUUAAUUUUUUUUUUUUAAAAAAAACAUUUAUAUAUAAAUUUUUAUAAAAAAAUUUUUUUUUUCGAAAUUUAAAAAUUCCUAAUUCGCAAAAUUGGAAAGCAAAUAUUAAUUCAAUUUGCAAAAUUUAUGUUUUUAAAAAGCAAUUCGUUUAAAAUUAAACAGAAUUAGCUCUAGAUUUCAUUAUAAUAAUUAUUAUUUAUAUAUCAAAAUUUUUUUCUAUAAAAAAUUUUUGUUCACUCACGGAGGGUGGGUUUUUGGGCAAAAAAUAGCGAUUUUUCUAAUGGUUUUGUUCACUCACGGAGGGGAGGGAGUUAAUAAAUUAUCAAUUAUUGUAGGAGAAACUCAUAGCUUAUGCUCAGAAAUUUGUGAAGCUGAAAGCCUCUCCUGCCAAAGCUGAGGAUUUCAGUUGUUGAACAAAGCUGAAAUCUUAAAAAAAGACUGAGACCCAAGAAAUCCGCUAAAAGUGACAUUUGAGGAAGGAAGAGUAGCAUUAUUUAAUGAGCUAAAAAUAUCAAGAGAAAUUGUAGGCUUAGGACUGGGUUUAAUACAAAAUAACGAUAGUUUUGACUUGAUGACCUACUCUGAGAAGAAUAUAACUUGUUUUACCGUAGAAUAUGGAGUUCAACCACUAUGCCCCUGCCAGUAA
This is a messenger RNA of Blepharisma stoltei, 3622 nucleotides long. Lineage: Eukaryota; Ciliophora; Heterotrichea; Heterotrichida; Blepharismidae. The record is from the annotation of a GenBank genome assembly.